GCAGGGCAGGCUGCAGGCAGCGCAAUGCCACAGGGGAGGUGCUGGAGGCGGCGGCGGGAUCCUGGUGCACCAUGAACCUUGGGUCCGGCCCCGUUCCGGGCCGAUAAGCACUGUGCACGCCGCCCUGUAUUUGUCCCGGGGCCUCGGCUGAGAAGGCAGCAGCGCCGGGGCACGAAUCUCUAGGACGGCGCAGGGUCACUUCUUUAUCCGCACACAACAGAAAUCACCCCAUCCAGAGCGCCACUCCCGGGCUCCCAAGUGAAGGUCUACGCCAGAGGAGGAGUGGAAGAGCUGAGGCGCUCUGAAGAGGGGCGAGAGAAACUGGAAGGAGCAGCGGGAAGGGAGCCGCCCGCGCGGGCUGGGCGGUCGGGCAGGGGGGAGUCGAGACCCGGGCCGCCACCGUCACCCCGGCCGCUGCGGCCGCCAUCGCCUUGUUCCCCUGCCCCCGCACCAUGGCCGAGGAGCUCUCUGCGGCCACGUCCUACACCGAAGAUGAUUUCUACUGCCCAGUCUGUCAGGAGGUGCUCAAGACGCCGGUGCGGACCGCGGCCUGUCAGCACGUUUUCUGUAGAAAAUGUUUCCUGACUGCAAUGAGAGAAAGCGGAGUACAUUGUCCCCUGUGUCGUGGAAAUGUGACUAGAAGAGAGAGAGCAUGUCCUGAACGGGCCUUAGACCUUGAAAAUAUCAUGAAGAGUUUUUCUGGUAGCUGUCGAUGCUGUGCAAAACAGAUUAAAUUUUAUCGCAUGAGACAUCAUUACAAAUCUUGUAAGAAGUAUCAGGAUGAAUAUGGUGUUUCUUCUAUCAUUCCAAACUUUCAGAUCUCUCAAGAUUCAGUAGGGAACAGUAAUAGAAGUGAAACAUCCACAUCUGAUAACACAGAAACUUAUCAAGAGAAUACAAGUUCUUCUGGGCAUCCCACCUUUAAGUGUCCCUUGUGUCAAGAAUCAAAUUUUACCAGACAGCGUUUACUGGAUCACUGUAACAGUAAUCACCUAUUUCAGAUAGUCCCUGUGACAUGUCCUAUUUGUGUGUCUCUUCCUUGGGGAGAUCCUAGGCAGAUAACUAGAAAUUUUGUUAGUCAUCUGAAUCAAAGACAUCAGUUUGAUUAUGGAGAAUUUGUGAAUCUUCAGCUAGAUGAGGAAACACAGUAUCAAACUGCUGUUGAAGAAUCUUUUCAAGUAAACAUCUGAAGGCUGUAUACAUCUUUGCAUCUUUGUUACCUGCAAGUGCCAUCUUUAAGGGGAAAACUACAUGAAGUCACUGUUUCAGUAACUUGAUGUGUAUAUUAAUAAAAAUAAUUCAGUCUCUUGUUUUAGUUUUUGAUUGAAAAAUAAAGGUGGGCCAUCUAAAAACUUCAUCCUCUUGAUAAGUUAAAAAAUUAAGUUUAAGACAUUAGCUUCAAAAGCAAAAAAAAAAAAGAUUAUAUUUCACUAAUGCAAUUGUGAAAAGGGAAUCCCUGUUGUACUUCAUUUUUUUAAAUACAUUUUUGAAUUUUUCAUUAUUAUGUUGCUUUUGAAAUUUGGUGCUUUUCUUCCCAUUUACUUUAUUGGUACAUAGAUAACACACAGUAGCAAAUCCUGAAAGAUGUGAUUGAUGCAAACCUACCAAAUCUGAGCCAGUUAUCAGCGUCACAGAAUAGAAACUUGAAGUGCUAAAUGGAACAAUCCAAAGGAAGUUUUCUAAAUAUAGAGUCUAGCUAAAGAAUUCAACUAUAAGAAAAUUGUAUUUAUAUAACAUUUAGUAUUUUUAAAGACUAGUGAAAUUUCUGUAAUAAUUUUAAUUCUUACAAGGUGAAAACUUGUUGUAAAGAUAGUUUUUUUCUGCUAGUAGAAGAAAAUACUAAGAGAAAAAAUUUAUUCUUCGAUGGACAAUUGGUGAUUUCUGUCUUGUUUAAUUUGUAAGCUUGGAAUAUACUAAGCUGAAUAACAGCUUAGCCUCAGAAUGUUCAGUAGCCAGUAUUUCUGAUUAGCUGACAUGAAACUUAUACUAGGAACUUUUCAGUUGGUGAUACUGUAUUCUACAGAUAGACUUAAAUGAGAGGUUUAGCUUCAUCUCAGUUUAGAAAUUCAUUCAAAGCUAAACAUAUAUGUAUAUACAUAUACUUUUGUGUGUGUAUACACAUACCUACAUGUAUACGGUUUGUCAGGUUAUAUACAGAAUUUCUAUUAAGGAUUUUUAAAAUGGACAAGCAAUAGGGGAUUGAAGUAUUCAUCUGUUUUGAUUAAAAUUUUGUAUACACAAGUUUUAAAAAGUGACAGUCAAAUGCUAACUCUGAUCUAGUUGGCUGCUAUUACACCUGAAAAAUUGAGUUUACACACACACAAUUACCUAGAUAUAUGGUGCUCAUUUGUUAUUCCCAAAAGAUAAUGGGUGAUGAUGUAGUGAGACAGAUUCUACCACUCUGUUUUGCUUCUCUUUUGUCAAACCUGGAUUUGUUCUUAGUAUUCACUAAUGAGAAUCAUAAAGUAUUUUGUAGAAGUCCUAAAUCAAAGGGAAAGGAUGAAGAAUGGAUUAGCUGAUGUUCCAUACUAAUAUACAUUGUUUAUGCUUUCUUUAAAAGAACGUAAAAGAAAAUCUCAAAAGUAGUUUGCUGCUAAUAUAUACAUAUAUUGUAUAAAAAGGUAUAUUUUGGUUUUGUUAAAACCCUUGUUGACUUUUCUACAGUGAACUUUUUUUAACUUGAUUUAAUAAAAAUGUUAAUUUUGGAAGUG
Nycticebus coucang (slow loris) is the source of this 2711-nucleotide messenger RNA. RefSeq names its product ring finger protein 138 (gene RNF138). NCBI's taxonomy places the organism in Eukaryota, Metazoa, Chordata, Mammalia, Primates, Lorisidae. The record is from RefSeq and is a predicted model, not a curated record. The transcript has 8 exons. Bases 453 to 1190 code for a protein of 245 amino acids.